Engraulis encrasicolus (European anchovy) is the source of this 975-nucleotide messenger RNA. RefSeq names its product EBP cholestenol delta-isomerase (gene ebp). Gene Ontology annotation, cellular component: membrane; endoplasmic reticulum. Bases 181 to 879 code for a protein of 232 amino acids. The record is from RefSeq and is a predicted model, not a curated record. Gene Ontology annotation, molecular function: steroid Delta-isomerase activity; cholestenol delta-isomerase activity; C-8 sterol isomerase activity. The transcript is spliced from 5 exons. NCBI's taxonomy places the organism in Eukaryota, Metazoa, Chordata, Actinopteri, Clupeiformes, Engraulidae. Gene Ontology annotation, biological process: cholesterol biosynthetic process.
CUGAGCAGAUAGGAAAUGUUCAACUAAACUGACAAAGGCGCGAUGUAUUGUAACAUUAGUGGUGCAAUUUAAACGAUUAGUUAUUAAAGCACAGGUGCUCUCUCUAACUUCUCGACCCAUCUGUAUCUGCGGUUGUGGACAAAGUGAACAGGAACGCACGCCGACUAACCAUCUACAAACAUGGCAAGUCAAACGGGUCGUGUUCCUGCAGGCCAUCCCUACUGGCCGCGCAGCCUCUCUCUCCCUAGCUACGUCGCUAAUGACCUCUCCAUGAAGGAGAUCCUGCUCUCCCUCUUCUCUGUGUCGGGGGUGAUACUGCUGAGCACCUGGGUCAUCAGCGGCCGGGGAGUCGGCACCUCCACCAAACUCAGUCACGGGAGGCGGUUGGCCGUCUGCUGGUUUGCCGUGUGCACCUUCAUCCAUGGGGUCAUCGAGGGCUGGUUUGCACUCUACUACCCAGAGAUCCUCGGCGACCAGAGCCUCUACUCUCAACUCUGGAAGGAGUACGGCAAAGGAGAUAGCCGAUACAUGAUAGCUGAUAACUUCACAGUCUGCAUGGAGACGGUAACAGCGCUCUUCUGGGGUCCCUUCAGCCUAUGGGCCGUGCUGGCCUUCCUCUACAACAAGCCGUACCGCUUUGUUCUCCAGCUCAUCAUCUCUGUGGGUCAGCUGUAUGGAGAUGUCCUGUACUUCUACACGGAGCACAGAGACGGCUACAUACACAGUGAAUUCGGACAUCCCAUCUACUUCUGGUUCUACUUUGUCUUCAUGAACGGCCUGUGGAUAGUCAUCCCGCUCAUCCUCAUUGUGGACGCGUGCAUUCAGAUCUCCACGGCUCAGGCCAUGUCCGACAAAGCAACAAAGAACAAGAAGGACUAAAGGAAACAGGAAGGAUCACCUGACCGCACACUGGUGGACUUGAUUUUGCUGCUUUUUUAUUACUUGGUGAACAAUGUGUUUCAAGAAACGCGUUAU